This is a messenger RNA of Drosophila navojoa, 1765 nucleotides long. It is a transcript of the gene Osi12, whose product is annotated as DUF1676 domain-containing protein Osi12. Gene Ontology annotation, cellular component: membrane. The record is from RefSeq and is a predicted model, not a curated record. Lineage: Eukaryota; Metazoa; Arthropoda; Insecta; Diptera; Drosophilidae.
CCAGCAGCCAGUGCAAGCAAGACGCGCUCCAAGGCAAAGCCAACGAUAUCACAUACCCAGCCAGGAUUAGUCCAGACGCGUGUGUGUGCGUGCGUGCGUGUUUCUGCGUGUGUGUGUGUGAGUUAGCUACGACGCGUGUGCCUAGUGCAACAGUGAGUGUGCGUGAAAAUGACAUUCAGGCAAAAGCAUUUAGUGCUCCUGCUCGGCCUCUGCCUGGCCAUCAGCCUCAGCAGCAGCGGCUGCGAUGCGGCCACCGAGCAGCUAAACAAUCUACCCGCCAGCGGCAGCCAGAAUGCGGGCGCACGCACUCUGCUACGGGUCUACGAUGAAUGCAAUCGGGCCGAGAGCGGCUUUGUGCCAUGCCUGAAGAAGAAGGCCAUAUCGUUUAUCGAUCGCAUUGCGCCCAUCGAUGCCAUCAAUGUGGCCGAUGGCAUCAAGCUGGUGCGCCUCGAGACGGCGCCACGCCCACCCGCCUACAGCGACAACGAGCUGGAGUCCUCGCUAGCCCGCUCCGGCAGCGACCGGGAUGCGAAGCUGACGAAUAUGCUGAUUGAACGCUUGAGCUACUUCUUCAACGGGCACUCGCUGCAGGUCAGCUUCCCCAAAUUGACUUCCGAUGAGAUUGGACGCGGACUCGAGGAAGGCCGCGGAAAGAUGAAGAAAAUGGGCAUGAUGAUGGCCAUGAUGAUGGCCACCAAGCUGAUGGGCAUGCUGCCGAUAGCCAUGGGCGCGCUUUACAUACUGGCGGGCAAGGCUUUGAUUAUCUCCAAGAUUGCCCUGCUCCUGGCCGGCAUCAUUGGGCUGAAGAAGCUGAUGGCUGGCAAAUCGUCGGGCGGCAGCUCCGGCUGGUCCUCGGGUGGCGGUGGCGGUGGCGGCGGCUGGUCCUCGGGCGGCGGUGGCGGUGGCGGCGGCGGCUGGGACAGACGUUCCUUGACCGAGGCGCAGGAGUUGGCAUAUCGUGCGCACAGCAGGCAGCAGGCGGCCCAACAGCAGGCGGCCCACCACCAGCAGCAGCAGCAGCAGCAGCCACUGGGAGCGCAGCCAGCGCUGGUCAAGUCAUAGACGCCACAAACACACACACACACACACACUCCCAGACAUCUAUAGAAAGAAGCAUAUUCACACACACAUCGAGUUCAUAGCCCCCUAGAGUGCAUUUAUCUUGUAGAUAAAUGUGAGGGGCUGACAAACUGAGACGAGACAGGGCUGGCAAAUUGUAAUUAGAUUUUCAUCAACUGCUUUCUUCGGCUCACUUUUUCUUUUCGCACACCUCGACAAAUGCGCAGUUGCACCUGCGGGUACAUGGCUGCAAAUGUAUCUGUAACGUGCAGCUAACUUAAUCAUUGGCAUUUGCAUGAGACACAAAUCGAUUUGCGUAAUACGCACCCAGUUCCGCUUCCAUUCUAUGCCCGUUUACAGCUAUUCAAGUGCAACGUCUGUCUGAACUUUAUCUCUGCACCUCUCAAGCGCGCCGACUCUCUUGGCCAGCUAACUGCACUCCCAGUUCCUGUUAUUUUUCAAUUAUUCAUUCACUCACUCACUCACUCACUCACUCUGUCUUCUUUCAUUCAUUCUGCUCGGCUUCUGCUCUCGUUUCCAGCUCAUUUUUUCACGCGUGCAUUUUUCGAUUAGCUUUAAGCUUAAUUCAUUUAACUGUAGUCUAGUGUAAUAAUUUAUUAACAUUAUUUAUUUCUUAACUCUAGACGUGUCUCGCAUGUAAGCAGCAAAGUUUUUCAAGAAACACAAAAGUAACAAAAAAAAAAGA